CUACGCCGCCCGCUGCACACUGCGGCAGCGCCGGGUCCCGGACUGCCCGUGGGAGGCACACCCACCCUCUCCCGGCCGCACCCCUGCGCAGCAGCAUGUCGGCGCUCGAGUGGUACGCCCACAAGUCUCUGGGCGAUGGCAUCUUCUGGAUUCAAGAACGCUUCUACGAGUCGGGCAACCGCGCCAACAUCUGGCUGGUGCGCGGCUCGGAGCAGGACGUGGUGAUCGACACGGGCCUGGGGCUGCGCAGCCUCCCCGAGUACCUCUACUCCUCCGGCCUCUUGCAGGACGGCGGGGCGAAGGAGGAUGCGGGGCGCCGGCCGCUGCUGGCGGUGGCCACCCACGUGCACUUCGAUCACUCCGGCGGCCUCUACCAGUUCGACCAGGUGGCUGUGCACCGCGCCGAGGCCGAGGCCCUGGCUCGCGGGGACAACUUUGAGACCGUGACCUGGCUCUCGGACAGCGAGGUGGUGCGGGCCCCCAGCCCCGGCUGGAGGGCCAGGCAGUUCCGAGUGCCGGCAGUGCAGCCCACCCUCAUUCUGCAGGAUGGGGAUGUGAUCAACCUUGGCGACAGACAGCUCACUGUUAUGCACAUGCCAGGUCACUCGAGAGGCAGUAUUUGCUUACAUGACAAAGACCGGAAGGUUCUCUUCAGUGGCGACGUGGUGUAUGACGGCUCCCUGAUUGACUGGCUCCCGUACAGCAGGAUAAGCGACUAUGUUGGGACUUGUGAACGUCUCAUAGAAUUAGUGGACUCGGGUCUCGUGGAGAAGGUGCUUCCCGGGCACUUCAAUACCUUUGGUGCCGAAAGGCUUUUUCGUUUAGCUUCUAACUACAUUUCAAAAGCUGGGAUAUGCCACAAAGUGUCUACUUUUGCCAUGAGGUCUCUGGCAAGUUUGGCCCUCCGUGUGACAAACUCCAGGACCUCCCCUUAGUGUCUGUCCUGAUCCUUUGUUGGCGUUAACUGUGUAAAUUAACUCAGUUCCCUUGUGUUAUUUAAUAGUGAGCAUUUCAAAAAGUGCUUUUAUAUAACCAUAUUGUAUAUUAGAGAAAAAGAGGAUUAAGAAUGAGGAAGCCAAAAACAAAAAACAAAACAAACAAAAAGUAGCUGUCUUAGCGUUGUAUGUUUUUCUUUUUUCCAAGGAAGAAGCCAGCUGACCAGUGCUGUCAUUUCAGAGUGUUUGCUCUGGAAAUGCUGUGGGGUGAUCUGGGCAGCAAGGGUACACUCACCGUAGCGCAAAACCUGCCCAUGCUCCUCCUUAGUGUACUUCCCGGGAUGCCUAGGGGGAACCAAAUGGAGUUCUGGGCUUGCCCUUCACACCCGAUUCUGUGUCCAUGUUUUAUUUAAAGAUAAAGUUUCUUGGGUUUAAAAAUAAAGUAGAACUCAAUAUGAAUUAGCAUUAGGAUGACAGCUAAAACAUCCCAUAUUUGUGACCCUGGAUUUUAUGCCUCUUUUUUAUUUUUUCUUAUUCUUUGUAUAAGACAUAACGUGAUAUAUAAUUUAACUUAUGAACAGUACAAUGAAUUUUUUGUCUUAUUGCAAAGCUUUAAAUAUAAACUGCGGAGUGUUUCAGUAAAACACUACUGUUCGUUGUUUGUUAUUGUGUAAGUAAUAUUUUCAGUCAUGAAAGUGAAAUUCAAACGUAUGUAACUUAACUUCAGAUUGUCAGAUUUCUUAAAAGGACACUGUCAGGCAAAUUUGAAAAUAUACACAUUGAGAAUAAUUUUUUAUUAUAUCCUAUUUUAGUAUUAAUAGAUAAUAUAAACAAAAUUUUUCUGGUUAAAUAAUAACUUCAGUAUUGUGUCAUGAUUUACAGUACCAAAACAAUUCCUGAUAGCUAUGACAUCUUAAUGUAAAUCAUUCCUUUGAUUGAUAUGACAUGUA
This is a messenger RNA of Peromyscus leucopus (white-footed mouse), 1885 nucleotides long. RefSeq names its product metallo-beta-lactamase domain containing 2 (gene Mblac2). The transcript is spliced from 2 exons. The record is from RefSeq and is a predicted model, not a curated record. NCBI's taxonomy places the organism in Eukaryota, Metazoa, Chordata, Mammalia, Rodentia, Cricetidae. The coding region runs from base 96 to 935 and encodes 279 amino acids.